GGGCCAGGGCCAGAAGAUGGCGAAAACAUUUACCAUCGAGGGCAGCGACAUUGUCCUCAAAAAAAAAACGUACAUGCACGUGUGGUUGGAUCCUUUCUCCUGCUGGUCUUACCUUCCGUACACGACGCAAGAGCAGAUGAUCGGCACUAAGGGCGAGGACGAUCCACAUGGGGCUGGAGUUACAAUGGCGGACGCCUGCACAGCAUCCAGCAUCAUCGACGAUUUAAAAACAGACUUCAGCUGGUUCGAGAAUGAGCUCGACGCAGGGAAGUCCAUCGUGGUACAGAAGGCCCAGGGGCACGACACUACGCGAGUGCUGACUCCAAAGGGCGACGCCUACAAAGGGAACUCGCACUGGACCAGGAGCCUGGACACCGAGCAGAGCGACAAUACCUACGAGAAGAACGACAGCACCGAUGAGCGCAAGACCAACAAGUGCGGCGAGGUGUCAGUUACGGUCUUUGUCCAGGAGAAGGACGAUUGGAUCAAGAUAAACCUCCCCGUGCCCGACGCCUCGAGCAGCAGCGGCGAUGGGAUGAUGGCAGGGUUCCACAACGUGAUGAUUCUCAAACGCUGCGUGGCCACGACAUUGAAGCUCGACUGUUCCAAGGAGAAGGUCACUGAGUACCGCAUCUAUCGGACAACUCCUGGCGGCCUGGCGACUGGGUCGGCCAUGAAGGCUAACAUCUUGAUCAAACCGUGGGGCAUGUACGUAUGCGCGCUGAAACCAGACAGCGAAGUCGAGCUCGAUGACGGCAGCAAAAUGCUCGGCAACGAAAUCAUCAUGAUCGAGGAUUCGGACCCGGAGGACCUCAUGGGCCGUAAUUGA
Messenger RNA from Prorocentrum cordatum, 829 nucleotides. NCBI's taxonomy places the organism in Eukaryota, Dinophyceae, Prorocentrales, Prorocentraceae. The record is from the annotation of a GenBank genome assembly.